AUGUCUGUUCCGUUACUAGCGUUCCCAUAUGAGGAAUCUCAUAACACCCUGAUAAGGCUAAAUAAGGUCAUUUUGACAGAUAGUGACGAUGAAUACAGAUAUGUCAUGACACUAGAAGACUCUGACAAUAAUGAAAAGCGUACAUGUACGAACAUCUCCAAGAUUAAAAGCAUUGAUCAAAAGCCAGUACCUACCUUAAUUACAUAUAUUCAAAAUCCUCCGUCAUCGAACCCAAUUUCAGCAAGCUUUCCUUUAUUAGUGAGCACUCCAUCAAACUUUAAUAGGAUCAAACUUAGCAUAUCGAUCAGUACUGAACGUUUACAAUCCAAUCUAAACAAGAAAUCCUUAAUUAUUCUUAAGACAUUGGCCGAAGACGAUGAUAUUUCGGUACUCAAAAGGACUCUUGACUCACCUUCACCCAGUUCCAAUGUUCGAGAAGCUUCAAGGUUACCAUAUACAAAUUUCCCAAUAAAAGGGUCUGAAAUACUAGACCAUGACCAUCAAAGGGUAAUCGUAAACGAUGUAUUCACGCGAACUUAUUUUCAAAACAAUAGGUUGAAUGUCUCACUCUGGGAAUUAGAUCAUGAACUGGAAACUCAUUUACCAUUAUUAAAUUUUAAGGUUUGGAUUAAUGAAGAUUUGGUUUCUUCUAUAUCUAGUAGUCCUUUAGCAAAAAGUUCAUCUGAAAAUGAAAAUGCUCCUAUACAAUCCCCACUUAUGGAACCUACAACAGCAACAACUUCAGCAGCAGCUGAAAUGAAAAAGAAUGUUAUAUCAUUGAAAAUGGCUCACGUUCAAGAUGCAUUCUUAUAACACUGAAGAUGGUCCUGAAUUUCGAAAGACUCUUAGGCUGUACGAAAUUGCAUUACCACUGUUCAAGACUAAUUGUGAGGGAUUAUUUCAUAAUUUGAGACUUCUCGAUUCUCAACUAGAUCAUUUAUCAACCACCAAGAAUAAUAUAAUUGAGUAUACGAAUACUCUAUCCAAAUUACAUACUUUUAGUCCACUUCUUCACGAUCUUAACUUUGUUAAAGAUUUCGAAGCAAAAUUUCAAGCUAUUUUCACUUCAUUUGAGCAUAAUUUAAGAUUUUUCCUCAACCACUUAUAUGAUAGCAGACUUUUAUCAAGACUCAAUUCCCAAUUGGGCAGUAUAACAACUGAAAACAAUUCCAAUGGUUCUGGUAAUGAUUUGGUAGGCAACAAAAAAUUAUUUGAAAGUAAUUCUAAGGAGUUUUAUGCAUGGCUCAACAAGUAUUUAUCUAAUGAAAAGGAGAGACCAGCACUGAAACUUCUUGUCAAGAGGAAAAUAUUUGAAUUAUCGAAGUUUGAUUACUUAAACUUCCUCGUCACAUCCACAAAUAAUCAGUAUUUCAAUCAGUUAUUGGAAAAUAUUUUUAAGCUCAUUAAUUUGGACAUUUCCCCAUCUCUGGGAUACCUUGAGUUGAAGCUGAAACAAUUCUCUACAUCACCUUUAGGAAAAAAAUAUGAAUUUUUCUUAAACUUAGUAUCAAGAUAUAAUAGUGAAAAGUUUCUUUUGAGACAAAGUAUUGAAGCAAGUACGUCAAAUGAAGAAUUAACUGAACUCCUUCGACAUAAUAACUUGAGUCAUUCAGAUAAUGCUGGCAAGUUAAUUGCAUCUAAUGACUCACUUGAUAAAGUAUUUUCAAGUACUAGAAAUCCAACGAGUUCGGUAAACUCAGGGCAAAUGGUUGGUAUCACAUCAGCUCCAAAUAUUCAUGAUGAUCAAAAUGCUGAAAUGGCUGGGAUCCUAUACACACUAGGUGGUCAAGGGAAGCAAGGAUGGCAUAAAGAAUGGGUUGUCCUUGCUAAUGGUCAAUUAAAAGAGUAUUCCGAUUGGCGUAGGGGUAAAGUCCCUAUUAAUAAACCAAUAGAAAUAGCACUUUCUAAUGUUAAGGCUAUCACUAAGGAUAAGAGGAAACAUUGUUUUGAGAUCACUUCAUUAGGAUCGAAGCAUAUAUUCCAAGCAAUAAAUGAGAAUGAGAGAGAUAAUUGGAUUCGUGCCUUAUAUAAUGCUGGCCAAUUAGUUGAUACAGAACGACUCAAUGCAAAUAAUGGAAAUAAUAGGAGCAAGGAUUCCAGGAAGAAAGUGUUGCUGCCACUACUGAUGAAGUUACCUAAACCCAAUGUCGUUGGAGCAGGUAAUCCUGAUGUACUUUCUCCUGUUUCAAUCCACACAACUUCACCUAUACCAUUAAUCGAAAAGGACCACUUGAGUCUUGUAAGAUCUCUUGAAAAUAGCCAGAAUAAUAUAUGUGCCGAUUGCGGAUCUAAUGACACAGUCGAAUGGAUUUCGGUGAAUUUUUUGACAGUAUUCUGUCUUAAAUGUUCUUCAGCUCAUAGAGGUCUUGGUUCACAUAUUUCAAGAAUUAAGUCUUUGAAAUUAGAUAAUUUUAAAGAUGAAACAGAGUUGCUAUUGAAAUACAUCGACAACCAUACGGCUAACUCAUAUUUAGAAGACUUACUCCCGAUUGAAAAGAAAAUAACUUCUAAUGCUAGUGAUGAAGCUCGAGCGGAGUUCAUUCAACAAAAAUACGCUAAAAAAAUGUAUUGUACAAAGAUUGAUCAAGAUGAGUUAAAUGAUCUUUUGAUCAAGAGUAUUCAGAAAAUUGACAUUCCUGCCACUCUUAAAUAUAUCAGUUGCGGAGGUGACAUCAAUAUCAAUAUAUCUUUGAAUGUCAACAAAGACGAAUACGUUUCAGUAAGUCUCUUGGAAUAUUCUUUAAGAAAGUUUAUUGUUGUUAAUGAAGGUUCAACUUCUAAAAAAUUAUUUGCUAUAUCGGAGUUAUUAGUGUUGAAUAGCUGUAACCCAGAAAAUGUGAAGGUGUUGAAAAAGAAUAUAGGAUUGACAUCUGAUUCAAUUGAAUAUUGGAGACAUAGAAUUGAAAGACUCCUUAGAAAUGAAAGAUAA
Molecule: messenger RNA, 2929 nt
Organism: [Candida] anglica
Lineage: Eukaryota; Fungi; Ascomycota; Pichiomycetes; Serinales; Debaryomycetaceae
Source: the annotation of a GenBank genome assembly